Messenger RNA from Hemibagrus wyckioides, 2305 nucleotides. It is a transcript of the gene txlng, whose product is annotated as taxilin gamma. The record is from RefSeq and is a predicted model, not a curated record. NCBI's taxonomy places the organism in Eukaryota, Metazoa, Chordata, Actinopteri, Siluriformes, Bagridae. The transcript is spliced from 9 exons. Gene Ontology annotation, biological process: regulation of cell cycle. Bases 439 to 1845 code for a protein of 468 amino acids. Gene Ontology annotation, molecular function: syntaxin binding.
UAUAGUAUUUCUCUAAUGUUUUCGGGAAAGCUCGAGCUGAAGGCACUAGGUGUAUGGUUAUCUAAUGGAAGUGCCAGAGGUUCCUCGCACCACCGCUAUUAUAUAUUUACGAAGGAAGUAGCUAAGCUAACUGGGCUAGCGAGUCAAACAAGCCGAAGAGACAGGGACUCGCGUUUCUGGUUGCUCUUUUAAUGAAACCGUACCUUAUAUGACGAUUGUGGGGUUUUCGUGUGAAAACAACGUGCGGGAGGUUUUUUAAUAUUAAAACUAGAAUUACUCUAUCAGCUAGCUACGCAUCUGGGUAACGUUAGCUAGCUAACUAACUAGCAGGGGGGGUACUGAUUUGUUUCCCACAAAGUUUGGUAGCUAACAGCCCAGCUCUCCUGUUCUGACUUAAGACUCUGAGAAGUAUUUUGAGGCACAAAGUACGGCGCUAACAUGAUGGAGACUACUGGAGUCUGUGGAAUGGAAGCAGCUUCACGUGGCCUUGUGGAGGGUAGCAGUUCCCCUCCAGCUAGCGUGACCCCUUCUCCAGACAACCUUGCGGAGUUUGGAGAACUGAUUAAUACCUGCUGCCAUGAAGAGGUAAGAGGGGAGACACCUGGAAGAGAAGAUUGCCAGAUUGACCCCCUUGAAGGAGAACUGGACUCGAGUGGCAAUCAGAACAAGGAUCAAAAUAUGUUUGGUAAAGAGGUGCUGUUACUGAUGCAAGCCCUUCAUACUUUAGCCACUCCCGAGGAAAAACUUGCUGCUCUUUGCAAAAAGUAUGCUGACCUGCUAGAAGACAGCCGCAGUAUGCAGAAGCAAGUGAAGGUGUUGCAGAAGAAGCAGACACAGGUCCUAAAAGAGAAGAUCCACCUUCAGAGCGAACACAGCAAGGCUAUUCUGGCUCGCAGCAAACUCGAAAGCCUUUGUAGGGAACUGCAACGGCACAACAAGACCCUGAAGGAGGAGAACGCCCAGCGGUUCAGAGAAUAUGAAGAGAGGCGUAAGGAAGCCACACUUCACUUUCAGAUGACUCUCAAUGAGAUCGAAACACAGAUGGAGCAGCACAACACCCACAACACCAAGCUGAGGCAGGAGAACAUGGAGCUGGCUGAGAAACUCAAGAAGCUCAUCGAGCAGUAUGAGCUUCGGGAGGAGCACAUUGACAAGGUGUUCAAGCACAAGGAGCUUCAGCAGCAGCUGGUUGAUGCAAAUCUUCAGAGGACGGCUGAGCUGAUGAGAGAGGUGGAAGAGAAGCAGCAGAGAGAGAGAGAACUUCUCCUCAAAGAUGCAACAGAAUCAAGACAUAAAUGUGAGCUGAUGAAAGAGCAGGAGCUUCAGUUGAAGCAGCAGCUGACUCUUUACAUGGACAAAUUCGAAGAGUUUCAAACGACACUUGCUAAGAGCAACGAGGUGUUCACCUCCUUCAGACAGGAGAUGGAGAAGAUGACCAAGAAAAUCAAGAAGCUGGAGAAGGAGACCACUCUCUGGAGGACCAAAUGGGAGACUAAUAACCAGACCUUACUGCAGAUGGCCGAAGAGAAAACUGUGCGAGAUAAACAGUACAAGGUUCUCCAAGGGAAACUGGAGCGUCUGGAGAAGCUGUGCAGAGCCCUUCAGAGGGAACGCAAUGAUCUGAGCCAGAAGCUAGGAGCUCUCCAGGGCCCAGCGAAGGAUCCUGAAGAGGAGGGGACGGGGCCUCCGGAUCCCCAGCCAGAGCAGGCUUUCAGUCUGCCUGCCAGUGUAGGAAUGGAGGGAGAGCUAGAGGGAGAAAUGGAAUGUUUGGCUCCUGAGACGGAGAGGCUGGCGCUGCAGCCGCAGAGUGAGGAGUCAACAAGAGAGCAUCUUCAUGACGACUGAGCCAGACCCGUUGAGAGACUAUUUCUUUUCUUUUCUUUUUUUCUUUUGUGGAGGUAUAUAUUUUUGUGUAAUAGUUAAUAAUUAAAACUAAAACAAACAUCAUUAGUAUGAAAAAGGCUCUGUACAUCGGUAAUUGGCUUUGUGAUGAGCACUUUUUACUCGCUUUUUCUACCACAUGUGCAAACAAUCAUGUGUGUCCAGCAACAACAUGAACUAAACAGCUUUAGUGUUCUUUUAGUUUCGGUUUUCCCCUUCCUGCUAAUUUGUCCUCUGAUUUCAGAUUAUUAUUUUUUUUUGGACAAAAUGUAGCUCUCAGAUCUGGCUUCUAGUAGUAUUUGAAAUAAACAAAUUCAGAUGCAUAAAAAGAUAGUGCUAAUUUUGACAUAACCGUCUGUAGUUAACUAACCAACUGUGUCUAACAGUGCAGUUGCAGGGCAUUCAUGUAAAAAAAGAAAAAAGA